AUGUAUCUGCGACCAGGCUUCAUUGUGGUGAUUGUGGGUAGUGUAUUGACAGGACUGUCGACUCUAGUGGUAACCCUACGCUACUACUGUCGGUACUAUCUCGUUGGAACUGUAACAGCAACGGAUCACCUCAUGCUCACUGCCCUGGUGCUUACCUGGGGUAACCUAGUCGUGAACUACUACAUGGAUGAGACAAGCAGUCAUACUCGACCGAGUUACUACCGCAUACCGGAGAAGCGCCCGCUCAUGGCAAAGUACGUCAAAGGCAUCAUGUUAACAUGGUGGAUGUACCGCAUGUCCUAUGUCGCCGCACUCUGCUUUGUCAAGCUGAGUAUCCUCUACUUCUUCAAGACCAUCGCAUCGCACCGCACACUACGGCACGUCGUCAACGGUACCAUCGUCUUCGUCGGCGUCUACUCCUUUAGCGCCGUUCUCGCUAUGGGAUUCCAAUGCAGAACACCAUCGGAUGCAUGGAAUACAGACGCAUAUUUCGCGCAAUUCGAUGUCACACCGGACCCCAACGCACCCAAAACGCAAUGCUACGACCCUACAAUUAUGUUCAUAUUCACGGCAGCUUUGAACCUCUUCAGCGACGUUGUCAUCCUCCUAAUACCGAUCCCGACACUACUAAGUCUCAGCGUACCAUUGCGCCAGCGACUCGCACUCGUGGGAAUCUUCAGUAUCGGCAUGCUCGCCAUCGUCGCAUCCUCAGUCCGCAUGCGCGUAAUGACGCUCUGGGCUGCCUCGCCCUGGAACUCCGCAAUCUACGGCACCGACCUUCUUCUCUGGGGCCAAGUCGAAACGAACAGCGGUAUAAUAUCCGCCUCCGUCCCAUUCCUACGUCUGCUGUUCAGGCGCAAAGAGCGCGCUGAGCGCCUCGCGAGUGGAAGGAAGGUGGUGGAGAUUGUAAGCCCGAGGGUGGGCAGGAAACCGCAGCUUGAGCCUCUGGAGAUGGAUACUAUUAUGUUGUUUCCGGAGAAUAAGAGUAGGGAGGGUGAGGAGAAGGAGGGAUGGAAGCCGUUUAUUACUGUGCCGGCGAGUUUGGGGGAGCGGAGUUCCGGGAGUGUUGGGGGGUUGCCUAUGAGUCCUAAGACAAUGGCCUGA
Macroventuria anomochaeta is the source of this 1104-nucleotide messenger RNA. RefSeq lists its product as uncharacterized. Lineage: Eukaryota; Fungi; Ascomycota; Dothideomycetes; Pleosporales; Didymellaceae. The record is from RefSeq and is a predicted model, not a curated record. The coding region runs from base 1 to 1104 and encodes 367 amino acids. The transcript has 4 exons.